Meloidogyne enterolobii is the source of this 2829-nucleotide messenger RNA. The record is from the annotation of a GenBank genome assembly. Lineage: Eukaryota; Metazoa; Nematoda; Chromadorea; Rhabditida; Meloidogynidae.
UUUUCGUUUUUUUGAGGUUUCCGACUUUUUUAGCCAGAGCGAUCUUAUAAAUAUUUUCUCGGGACCUAACUUGAGAAAAUUAUUUUUUAUUUAUUUUGAGAGAAAAUAUUGCUUUAAAUUUUUAAGAUAAGUAGACAAAUGCAAAUGUUAGCACUAACAGAAGGCGCAUUUUUAAAACAUUUGGAAAUGGCACUUUUAACAACCUCUGGAACAAAAGAUUUUCGUAUACUUGCCAACAAACAAUUGAGUGGGUAUCUUAUAGCUUUGUGGAUUGCCGAAAACCAAUCUGCCAAAGAUUUAUUAAAUCGUUGCCUGGAUCAACUUAAAAGUGUUCAAAUAACUUUAGAAGCUCGUUUAGACACUUUAUUACAACAUUGGAAUUUGGAACAAAAACUUACUUUUUUACAAAAUCAUCGUGUUAGGGAAGAGCAGCAAAAGGCAACACAACGCCCUGUUGUGUUGAGAAAGAGAAGAAGACAAGUUAAAGCUACUGCAAAUUGGAAAAGUUUUUGUUAUUAUUUCGCUCAAAACCAUUCUCGUGCAGAUUUAAUAUGGAAUGAAAAAACUCGAGACGAAUUUCGACAAGCUAUUGCUAAUGAAAUGCGUUUAUUACAACAUGAAUUAGAAUUUGUACAAUCAGAAACUGAAAUAGCUUGGAAUCAUUCUGAAUUUUUGAUUAAUUACAAUUCUUUGUCUGAUGAAGUUAGAAUUGGUGAAUAUUAUUUAAGAUUUUUAUUAUCUGAAGAAAAUAAUGUAGAGACGGCUACGCCUAUUCAUAGACCUCAAGAAUUUUUCAACAACAUUUACCAUCGUUUUUUGCUUGCCCAACGAAAUGAAAUGCGUUGUAUAUGUUUACGUGCAAUGGCUAUUGUUUAUGAACGUCAUUGUAUAAGUAUAGGGCCUUUUAGUGAUACUUAUUAUAUUGUUCAUAUGUUGGCAAAAUGUAUUAAUUUGGCUGAAAGAGAUCAUUUAAUUUAUUUAAUAAGCAAGUUAGCUCUAGAUAAGCAAAAUGUUCGUGAUUUAAUUGCGGCUGAUUCUCUUCCCCUUCUAAUUGAUAUUGCUGUAUUAGCACAUUUACAUACUAAUAGAGCUAAAUUACAUGCACAAACAAAUGUUAUUGAAGCACCAAAAGGAACAAUAGAUUCUGAAGAAAGUGCUCCUAAGGAAUGGUAUUAUAAUGAUAAACAAGGACAAAGGAAUGGGCCUUAUUCAUUUCGCAAGAUUAAACAAUUAUUUUGUGAUGGAACAUUAUUCGAGAAAAGUGAAAUUUGGGCUGAAGGUUUGGAUAAAUGGUGUUAUCUGUCAUCGGUCGCACAAUUCCGUUGGACUAUCUGUUGUAAUCAACAUUCUUUAAUUGGUCAAACAUCUUCAAUUAAGUCGGAUGAGAACGAGAAAUCUAAAGAUAUCGAUUUAUUACCAGUAGCUUUGUAUAAUCCAACAGAUUUGUGUUCAUUAAUUCUUGAUACAUUAAUACAAAUGUGUUCAUUCUUUCCUUCAAGAGAUGAGACUGGAGCUAUUAUAAGACCUUUACCUAAAGUAAAGAAAAUUCUUUCGGAGCCAGUUUUGUUAUAUCAAUUAGUUCAACUUUUGUUGACAUAUGAUCCAGCGAUUGUUCAAAGAAUAGGAACUCUUGUUCAUUUAAUUAUGGAAGAUAAUAAUGCAUUGUCUCGUCUAUACCUCUCUGGCAUUUUCUUUUUUAUUUUAAUGUAUAAUGGAUCAAAUAUAUUACCUAUUGCACAUUUUCUUAAAUAUGCACACUUAAAACAAGCUUUUCGAUCAACACUUUCUGCUUCAGAAUUAGCUUCCCGUUCUGUUUUAUGUCCAAUGCUACCUGAAGCAAAUAUUUUUUAUUUGGAGCAAUACGGUGCUGAAAAAUAUGCUGAAGUUUUUCUGGGAGAAUCACAAAAUCCAGAAUGUAUUUGGAAUAGCGAUAUGAGAAAACACAUGAUUAACAAAAUUGCUCUUCACGUUGCUGACUUUUCUAAUCGUCUUUCUUCAAACGUUAAAGCUUUAUAUAGGUAUUGCCCUAUUCCUCCAAUAGAAUAUGAUCAAUUAAAGGAAGAGCUUUUUUGUCAUUUUUAUUAUCUUCGCCAUUUAAUUGAUGAAAAACGUUUCCCAUUAUGGCCAAUAAGAGAACCUGUCGAAUUUUUACGUUCUUGUCUCUCUGCAUGGCAAAAUGAGAUAACUAGAAAACCUACAAAAAUGUCUAAUGAACAGGCUUGUGAACGGUUAGGCUUAGAUAUAAAAGACAAAUCAAGUUGGAGCGAUCCUGUAGCUGUUCGCCGUGCAUAUUUUAAAUUAGCACAAAAAUAUCAUCCAGACAAAAAUCCUGAUGGAAGAGAACAAUUUGAACAAAUAAAUUAUGCUUAUGAAUUUUUAACUUCAACAUUGGCGCGUGCAAGUUUAUCACAAGAACCGGAUAUUAAUAGAAUUAUUGUAAUAAUUAAAGCGCAAAGUAUUACUUACAAAAGGAAUUUGAAAGUUUUGUCACCUUAUAAAUAUGCUGGAUAUACCCAAUUAAUUAAAACUAUUGAUUUGGAGUCGGCAGAUGAUGCUUUAUUUUCAAAUCAGAAGGGAGGUGAAAGUGGACAAUUAUUAAUAUCUGCUGUAGAACUUUGUUAUUGGACUUUGAAAAGUUCUCCUUUAAAUGCUGAACAAUUGAGAAGAGAUGGUGGAUUGGAGGUUUAUUUUUUAACUGAAAUUUUGGGGAUAUUUUGGGAAUUGCUUGGAUUUUUCCCCGUGGUCCAAAUCACCUUAAUCUCUUUAUGUCUCCAGGUAUCCUUUCUUAAUCACCUCAAAGACUCCUUAUUCCCUUCAAAUCUACCUUAA